This is a messenger RNA of Propithecus coquereli (Coquerel's sifaka), 778 nucleotides long. Its product is annotated as testis-specific serine/threonine-protein kinase 2-like. NCBI's taxonomy places the organism in Eukaryota, Metazoa, Chordata, Mammalia, Primates, Indriidae. Gene Ontology annotation, biological process: microtubule cytoskeleton organization; intracellular signal transduction. The transcript has a single exon. Gene Ontology annotation, molecular function: tau-protein kinase activity; protein serine/threonine kinase activity. Gene Ontology annotation, cellular component: cytoplasm. Bases 305 to 763 code for a protein of 152 amino acids. The record is from RefSeq and is a predicted model, not a curated record.
CCUGCACGAGGACGUGGCGCGCAAGAUGUUCCGCCAGCUCUCCUCGGCGGUCAAGUACUGCCACGACAUGAAUGUUGUCCACCGCGACCUGAAGUGUGAGAACCUUCUCCUUGACAAGGACUUCAACAUCAAGCUGUCCGACUUCGGCUUCUCCAAACGCUGCCUGCGGGACGGCAGCGGCCGCAUCAUCCUCAGCAAGACCUUCUGCGGGUCGGCGGCGUACGAGGCCCCCGAGGUGCUGCAGGGCAUCCCCUACUAGCCCAAGGCGUACGACAUCUGGAGCCUGGGCGUGAUCCUCUACAUAAUGGUCUGUGGCUCCAUGUCCUACGAUGACUCUAACAUCAGGAAGAUGCUGCGCAUCCAGAAGGAGCAUCGCGUGGACUUCCCGCGCUCCAAGAACCUGACGGGCGAGUGCAAGGACCUCAUCUACCGCAUGCUCCAGCCCGACGUCAACUGGCGGCUGCACAUCGACGAGAUCCUCAGCCACUCGUGGCUGCAGCCCCCCGAGCCCAAGGCCAUGUCUUCUGCCUCCUUCGAGAGGGAGGGGGAGGGCAAGUACCGGGCCGAGUACAAGCUGGAUACCCGGCCGGGCUCGAGGCCCGACCACCUGCCUGAGCACAAGCUGGGGGCCAAAACCCAGCACCGACUGCCGGUGGUGCCGGAGAACGAGGACAGGAUGGAGGACUGGCUGGCCGAGACCUCUAGGGCCAAAGACCAUCACGUCUCCGGAGCUGAGGUGGGGAAAGCGAGCACCCAGCAGUAAUGAGGGCCAGGGGCA